AUGACAGCGUCGCUGAGGCUGCGGUGUGCCUGGUUGCCUCUUGCUCGCCUGGAGACGCCGCAAGGAGGAUCCUGUCUUGCUGCCCCGGCCCGUGGAGAGCAUGGCGACGGCGACGGCGACAAGAGAUUGUUUGCUGCUCAUCUCAUCGGUGCCGCCAUCACUCGUCGGUACGCAGCCGUCUGCCGCCCGGAGCUUGCGCAACACCAGCCCCCACCCCGUCAUCCUCGCACUGGCCCGUCACGUGCGCUGCUAACAUGUCGCCGCCCGCGGCCACUGGCGCUGUUGAGCACAGCUGAGACGAGACGGGACAGCCCUGGCAGGUGGGAGGCCGUUGAGAUGGAGAUGAAUCUGUCACUGCCUCGGUCGAGAACCGAGAAGGUCAUGGCCCCAGGCCUACUCUGCGCCGCGGCGGCAGUCGCGCCCCGGUUCAGGCAAGCGCGGCCCACUCCGCCAACCUCGCCCACUUCACCACCCCAGGCCAUCAAUGAUCCAUUUCCUUCUCGCUCGCGCAUAGCAAACACCAGCAACGUCCGCAACGAGCAUGGCCCUGCCAGCCCUGCUCGCCUCUGA
Parastagonospora nodorum SN15 is the source of this 570-nucleotide messenger RNA. RefSeq lists its product as hypothetical. NCBI's taxonomy places the organism in Eukaryota, Fungi, Ascomycota, Dothideomycetes, Pleosporales, Phaeosphaeriaceae. The record is from RefSeq and is a predicted model, not a curated record. The transcript has a single exon. The coding region runs from base 1 to 570 and encodes 189 amino acids.